AUGGAAAAACGACGUCGAAUAAAUUACCGAUUCCUUUUUGAAAAAGGUGCUACACAUAAAAAUCUGAGUAAGUCUUCUGGUAGAAAAGUUGCGCACAGAUUGAAAAAAAAAAAAUAAAGAUCUUUGUAAAAACCAUGAUCUUUUACGCUCCACUCAGAAUCCAAAAUACAAUAAUAAAUACCGUACUAUUCAUUUAAAUCCAGUUUAAAUCGUGAUAAAUCAUCAUUGUCUUCCUAGUCCAACGUAUGCAUUUGUAGAACCACGUUGAGGCGUUAUCGGCUGACCACCAUCAUUAGUCUUUGUCUUGGAAUUUUAAUAUUACACUCAGUUUACGGCAGCUGCCAUCGACUAAGUUGCCCAAAUAAAAGUAUUUACACGUUUAUUAUAGUACUCAGUUCUCGAAUACAGACGUUGCGGUGAGAUUUUGUUUAAUUACUAUAGUCGCUAUAUUUUGUUUUCGACUUACCGUUGUCACUUUGCAUAUACUAUAGUAUUGCGUAUCAAUUUAUUUGAAUUUAAAUUCUGGAGUUUAAGCGAGUACGUUUUUCAUAUAAUAGUUUACACUUAUUUAAAUAACUACAGCUUUUAUUGUUAUAUUUAUAAAUUUAUAGUUAUUAUUGAAUACCUAGUCGAAAUGUACAAAUACUUUACAGUCAUGUACAUUUUCCACGGAUCUCCUAAUUUAAAAAUAUGACAUUUUUCUUGGCCCAAUCGCCAGUAUUGGAUAGUAGAACAAAAAUUAUCGUUAGUAUAUAACAGGUUUUUUUAUUUUUGCACCGAGGGGGCUGGAGAACUGAUCAAAAUUGCCAAUUUUAACAAUUUCUUAAUUUUUUUUUUUUUUUUUAUCCAAUCGUUAGUACCUAUGCCAUUAGUAUUAGAUAGCAGAAAUAACCUAUAACCAUCGAUUAUAAAUACUAUAGAUUGUCCACUGACACGUUUAACGUAUGCGUAAUCAGUUCUUGUUCAAAUAAUUGUCGCAAAUUUCUCAUGGUCUCGAAUACGUCUUCAUACUUGGGCUUGUGACGAUGCAGAUCUUUCGUAAUUAAGUACAACAAUCUUUGUUUCUCGCGAUUGAUUUGUUUUGUAGUUUUACGCUUUCAUCCAGUCUGAAACGCUGUUUAAAUUUUCGAGCUAUGCUCCGAGACAUUUCUAAAUCUUUCGAUGCACAGUGUGCGCAGUAGUGCGUAAUGCUGCGGUGCGUCGAACAAGUCGCCUUCUACUUCUUCUAUCACGCGAUUGUUCAUUAUCGGUUUGUCAUAGUUCUCCCGUUCCCGGUAAGUAGACACUUAGUAUUCGAAGUAGUUGACGUGCACAAUGCGACUAAGAGCAUCGGCAUUAGCGUCUAAGAUUCCCGGUUUACACACUCCCAUAGUCGUGCUUUUCAAGUUUCAGUCGCCAGCAGACUAGUCUGGCUCCGGGAUCGGAGACCGAGAGUAACCGAGUUAAAGGUCGGCGAUCUGUCGGUGUUCAAUACGUUUGCGCAAUGUAUAUCUUCGAAGAGCUGUAAGGGGCUAAGUAAAGCUGCGAAGGGCAUGUAUCAACGCAUCAUGGUCGGUUCCAACAAUGUUCGGGGUACACACCGGUAUGACCAUCUCGUUCCGCGCUGGUUCGAUGAAUGCGCUGUCCGAUACGUUCGAGCUGAGUAUACCCUCUGCAAGAUUUAUUACGGAAAAAAUUUUCUCUAGAGAAGGACGACCGAUAACCCCGUAUCGUGGUAACGGUCGAAAGGUCGUAGGUACUACUUGAAAUAUAGUUUUCUGAACAUGAAGUUGUGCAUGUGUAUGUCUAGUCAAAUGGAACCCAGCGUUUCCGUUUAUUCCUUGAAUGUAUCGUUGACGUUUGCUUUUACGUCGUCCGAUAUGGAAUCCGGUCUGAUCAAGUUAAACUCCGCUCCGAUGUCGAUCAGUAGAUUAGCAUUAUUUUGCGGGCACUGCGGAAAACUGAACUUGGCGUGGUUGUCUACUAAAUUAGCAGUUAUUGCUCGGAUCGGCUAG
Messenger RNA from Cinara cedri, 1994 nucleotides. NCBI's taxonomy places the organism in Eukaryota, Metazoa, Arthropoda, Insecta, Hemiptera, Aphididae. The record is from the annotation of a GenBank genome assembly.